GUAACCGACACGUCGCAUACCCUGUUACUAUAAAGUUCAGUGAUGUUUCACAGCUGACAUAACAACGCACAAAAGCAGGGUAUCAGUAUCAGUGGAGAGGUUGGAAGCGAACGGAUAAACUCCAUCGGGCGGCAGUCUUUCCCGACGACUCUUUUGAGCAAGAUGUGCAGGGGUUUGAGCAUGUGCUGUGGCAUCCUAUCACUCGCCGCCUUCAUCUCCUGCUUUGUGACCCUUCACAUGCUCAACAAGAUCAUUCACAUCCAGCUGGAGGCCGCCGUUCAGGUGAGCCUCAAAAUGGAAGCGGACGAAGUCAGCGGAGCUCGCUGUCACAAAACCGUGAUAGUGGACAAUCUGGAUGCACCGCAUCUUAGCUGGCUGGAGCUGUUCUACGCCCGGUGGACAGUGGUUUUCACGCUGCUCUACUCCUUCGCGGCCAUGCUGCUCAUCCGGGCCAAGUAUUUGAACAACGUGGACAUCAACAUGACCACCUCCAAUGCGAUGAUACUGAUGGGUUCCUUGCUGUCGGCGGUGCUGCUGGUGGUCACGGUGGUCCUCGAUCAGCGGGAGCCAUUCGUGGAUCUGUGGUGCAACCACUUCAUUGUGUACCACUUCUACUUCAUCGCCUUCACCACCGCAAUGUCGGUGGUUUUCUUUUUGGCCCACUCCUGCCAGGAUUUGCUUAACCUGCCGCACUUGCAUCCAGAUCGUGGCAUGCGUUUCUGAAUGGCAUUCAUUUAAAACAUCAAGAUAAGGAUUUGAAAAAUAUAUGCGACAAGAAUACAACUUCCUAAGAUAAUUAGUGAAUUGUUUUAAUGAUAAUUCAUUGGUACAAACCAUUACGAAUAUGAUAAUGGUGUUGUGAGUUCGAUCCCAUUGCAUAUAACUAACUGAAAUUAGAAUUAAACUCCUUUAUUAAAUUCCCCAUAAGUGACGCCUAAAAUUGGAGCUGUAACCUUAUCAUUGAAAAAUGCGCUUGCGUUUUAUGUAAUUUGAUUUUAUUCAAACAAUUUGCUUUCAUUUGGUUGGUUGUUUGUUUUCUUAUUUUUUGUUUGUUUGUUUGUCGUAUAUUUGAGUGUUGACUGCAGUUCAGGAAAGGCAUUUUCACGUUCCUCGAAUUUUGCUUUUGCUUAUUUCGCGUUUGAUUUCGAAACUAGGGGCUAAACGUUAAACUAAAUACAUCGAAUGAGUUUGUUGUUGUCGUUCGUGUUUGUGUGUGGCCGCCAUUUGUUUAAUUAUUAAUAACCGACCGUUUUUCUCGCAAUCGCCAUUCGAAAACGCCACUUCUGGAGGCCCAAAAGCGGACGUUUCCAAAAGUCCUGAUUCCGAAAACAAGCGAGGUCAAUAUAAUUUAUUGCUUAAGAUGUGAAGAUGCGGCAAACAUUCUCAAAACCACGGAUUACCUUCCUCCCUCUCACUUCUCACUUUUCUCUAUAUAUAUAAUAUAUAUAUAUGUAUAUAUAUAGUUAUAUAUAUGUAUACAUAUCCUUUGUGUAUAAAUUUAACUUGAAGUUUUUGUUUUCGCUUGCAACUUAUGAACUUACGAACUAGUUUCAGGGAUUAGGGGGGAACUAUAAAUCUUAGUGGGUAUAAGUUAGCCAGUUAGUUGGUAAUUGAUUUAUCAUACGGUAGUUCUAAUUACUCCAAUUCUCCUCGCCUUAACAUAGACUUUCUUUCUUUCAUUUGUUUGUAGACUCGCCCUCCGAAUUAACCAUCGAUAUCUGGCGGAUUUGGGGGCUAGCACGUUUUGGUAAGGUAAUUUCAUCUUGCUUUUCGUACUGGAGGAUGCGGCACCUUUAAGGUCCGAUCUGGCCUGACUCCUGACUCCUGACUCGAUCUCCGCUAGCGAAAACUCCUCAUCUCUUCUCUUCUCAUCACUUAGGAUCUAAUAAAUAAAUGUUUCUUGGUUUUGUUUUCCAUGUGUUUUUGUGUGUGGUUUGGGUUUUUGUCGUUUAGAAUUCUUGUUUUUUUUUUGUUUGUUUCUCUGGUUUCAAAUAAAUGUUUAUUCAUUCCGUUUGUUCUCUGCUUAAUGCAAAGCUUACUCGCCAUCAUCAUCUAUCAGUUAUUUAUUUAUUAUGUUUGUAUAUAAUUAAUUGUUGGUAUAAUGCAGUCUUUACGGCAAAACAAAAACAGAAGAAUUAUGCUAUUUGAUUUCUCAAUUUGUUUUUCUUAGUUAUCAUCAUCGAUACAUGCAUCAUUUCAUUGUUCUCAUUAAAUACAUAAUAAUCAAAAAUAUAUCUGUAUUCUAUGUUAAUAUUUAGUUUUGCUUUUUUAAAGUUCAUGAAACCAAAUACACUUAUUUAGGCCUUUCGAUCGAUCAUCUGUCUGUCUGUCUGUUGGUUGUUGGUUGGUUGUUCUCGUUUUUUUUUAACAAAAAGUAAAGUGUGAAGUACAAGGUUCAUAUAAUUGAAGCAAUUUACACUCGUUCGUUUUAAAUAAAUUACUUCGCAUUUAAAUGGUUAUGCGUUUGCAUUUGCAUUUGCUUUUGCUUUUGUUUUUCUUUUCGAAGGCAGUUAGACGUGAAGACAUUACUCUAUUGUUGGUUUCUUGCUUUCGUUUGUUUGUGAUUUGUUAACAACUAUUUUAUGUACAUUUCGAUUACAUUUAGUUUCUCUUUAGGUUCUUUUAGAUUUUUAGAUUGCUAUAUGCAUUUUGGCUUAACAUUUAGUAUUCCGUUUCUCAACUAACUUACACCUAGGGCUUAGUGGCUAGUUAAUUUUGCAAUUGUAACACGUUCGGGUCUACAUUCGACCUAUCCACAUUCGCAUACACAAAAAAUACAUUUCGGCUCCGAUCUGUUCAAUAUCCAUCUUCUAUCUUUCUCUUACUCUUUCCCUAUACCUAAACCUAUCUCUUUCCCUUCCGCGCUAGUUAUUUGUUCCCUAAAGGCAUUUCCAUUUCUCGAUUUUGUUUACAUGCAAAUCAAAAUUAAAUAUGUUUUAGAAGUACAUGCUGUGUUUUAAAAGAAAGUCGUUGAUAUUUCCCACUUACAUAUUCCCCUUUUAUAAUUUCAUUUCAUUUUUUUUUUUCUUUUGUUUAGCUAUUUUGAUUAUGCAUAAGUUGAACGAUAUGAAAGUUGGAUUUAUGUUUAGCACAAAAAGAAA
Molecule: messenger RNA, 3101 nt
Organism: Drosophila ficusphila
Lineage: Eukaryota; Metazoa; Arthropoda; Insecta; Diptera; Drosophilidae
Exons: 4
Coding region: 163-723 (186 amino acids)
Source: RefSeq, a predicted model, not a curated record